Molecule: messenger RNA, 856 nt
Organism: Olea europaea var. sylvestris
Lineage: Eukaryota; Viridiplantae; Streptophyta; Magnoliopsida; Lamiales; Oleaceae
Product: chaperone protein DnaJ-like
Exons: 6
Coding region: 112-561 (149 amino acids)
Cellular component (GO): nucleus; cytoplasm
Source: RefSeq, a predicted model, not a curated record
AAAAACAAAACCUACGAAAAUCCCAAACGCAAUCGUGGCGAAUAGAGGUCCACUUUAUCGCCUUCAUUCCCACAAAUUCUUCUGUUAAAAAUAUCAUCACUCCCUCGAUUUAUGUUCCUAGAUUCCCCCAAAGAUUUUUCGCCAAUUUCUCUAUUAAUUCAUUACUCACAUGUAAUUCUUUUCUUUACAUCAAAUGAAUAUUUCUUUGAUUUUCACAAUUCUCUGCUUAUGGAAGGCGAAGAUAAAAGUACCCAUAAGGAUUAUUACAAGGUUUUAGAAGUUGAGUAUGAUGCAACUGAUGAAAAGAUUCGAUUGAACUACAGAAAGCUUGCUCUGAAGUGGCAUCCUGACAAACACGGGGGUGAUAGUGCUGUUACUGAAAAAUUUCAAGAGAUCAAUGAAGCUUACAAAGUAUUAAGUGAUCCAGACAAAAGACUGGACUAUGAUUUGAAUGGCAACUAUGAGAUUGACAAGUAUACUUUGCGGGAAUAUUUAUCGAGAUUUAAGGGGAUGAUACUUACCUGUAAUGGGCUUGGUAUUAGUCACACAUCAAUUUGGUAAGACAGGUCGCAGCCACUCAUGGAACACAAUAAGUAUAAAGAAAAACAUGGUUCAGAAUGACGGCAUUUUAUUUGUUGACCGUUCACCACAAUAAGUUUCCUAGUUAUCAUUCUCAGAUAUUUGUAUGAUCUGUAUAUCAUUUUUUGUUAUACGCAAAAAUAUUAGAGUACACUUGAUGGAUAGCCUCUUGUGCAUUGCAAAUCCUUCUGGUACUAAUAUGCUACGGUCUGAUGUAUAUUCCGUUGUUUUCUAAUAGAGAUACUUAGGAUUGGCAGUGUCCUUGCACCUGUCUCCA